Oldenlandia corymbosa var. corymbosa is the source of this 3015-nucleotide messenger RNA. The record is from the annotation of a GenBank genome assembly. NCBI's taxonomy places the organism in Eukaryota, Viridiplantae, Streptophyta, Magnoliopsida, Gentianales, Rubiaceae.
GAUCUACACACAUUUUAUUCUCAACCUUUUUAACACAAGCACAAUUUUUACUUUUCUUCUUUGUGUGUGACCAAACAGUCAAAAACCCAAUAACAAAACCGAAGGAGGACUAAUAAAAAGUACUAAAAAGGAAGGAACUUUAUGGUUUGGUGUUAUUACUAAAAUGGAAGAAGUAACAAUUCUUUCAUCAUUAAAUAUGAUGGGAGGAUAUCAAUAAUAAUUAAAUGGAUUAUAAAAAACUGAUUGUUUCAGACAACCAUUUAUUGUUGUUGUAUUUUAGAGUCCUUCCUCCUCUUCGUGCGCUCCAAUCUGCCACUGCACUUAAAGCAGUGCUAUCCACUCUUUCCCCCUUUUCUCGCUCCUCUUCUUUUUCUCUUUCUCUCUGUCAAAGGAAAGGAGAGAUUAGGAGGCUACACAGUAAAGAGAGUUGACCUUAUUAUAGUAGUAGUACUAGUACUUUCUUACUACUCAAUCACAUUGAAUAUUUUAUGUGGGUUGAGGUAAAUUUUUGCUGGGCUCUCUGUUUCCUUUUUUAUGUUUUUCUGUAUUGAUAGUUGUGGUACCAGUCCCCCUUCCCCCUUCCCCUUUCCCUUCCCCAGUUUAUACUCAUUUCCCAAACUCUUCAUAUUCAUCAUAACUGAUACUUGUAUUUAGUAUUUACUCUCUUGUUUCCCCCUUUGUCUACAUAUACAAUUCUCUGUAUUAAUCAGCUGCAACGGUCCCCCCUUGUCUCUUUGCAGAAGUCCUGUACAGAAUUUAAAGAUUGGUUUUUUUUUUUUUCACUGUUUUCCUUAUUGAUUGGUUAAGAAAUCAUAAGGGUUUCAUUUGGUUUUUGAGUCUGUAUAUCAUAUGGACAGAUAUGAUGCAUCUGCUACUGCUUGAGGGUGAUGAUCAUUUCCAGGGGACACUGACGGAAGGGAAAAGAAUCCAAUCAUCUGUUUAGUGGAGAUACAAAAAGGUUUACCCUUUUGGUUGUAUCAUUUAUGCUUUAACAGAGAAUAGUGGAUGUUUGCUUCACAGUUAUUGAGAAUUCUCCAAACUGUUCCUUCUGAUUUAAGCUAUGAAACCAGGGUCAUUGACAUGCCUGCGGAAAAGUUUACCAUGAAGGAAUAUCAGCAAGAAAUCUCAUUUCCUGCAAAUGGCUCUGAGAAUGAGGCAGAUUAUUUAGCAUUUAAGAUAGAUAAUGGAAAUGCCUCUCAAAAUGCAUCUGUACCUGAGUGUGCUGAAGUUUUGGACAGAAGUUCAAACAGCAAUGAUAAGGAAGUUGCAGAUUCUCUAAAGUUGGGAGACCGUUUUGGGCCUUUUAAUCACUUAAAUGGAUCUAAGAGGAGUUUUGAAUCAGUAACUGUUAGCGAUCAUUCAUGCAGCAGUCCCGAAAUUGAUCACACAUUUGUUAUUACUAACAGCUUCACUGAUAAUAGUGAAAAAGGAGCAGCAGAAGAUUCGGAGACACUCUGUACCUCUAUUUCUGAGGUUGAAUGCAACUCCCAGACCAAUCCUUACGAUGAUCAAAGUGUUAAGGAGUGUGAACUUCCUGAGGUUUCAGUCUGCUACAAGGACAGUGACUAUCACAUUGUUAAGGACAUAUGUGUUGAUGAGGGAUUGCCUACCCAGGACAAAACUUUGAUAGUUUCUGAGAAUGAUAGUCAUACUGGGUCUUUUGUCUCGCAAUCAUGUGUUGAAGACAACGACAACGGGAUAGCAAAAGCAUGUAAUGAAAUGGGCCCCAGUGCAGAUGAUCUUGAAAUAACUACAGGAGAACACAUCCCAAAAUUUUACUUUAGUGAAGAUGGGACUAAAGAAGUGGAUGUUGCAACCUACUUGUUGGAUGAGUCCAAACCCUCAGCAGAAGAAGAUACAGUUGACGAUGUUAUGAAGGUGCUUGGCCUGGAGAACUUGGAGCAAAUAAAGAACUUGGAGCAAAUAAAGAACUUGGAGCAAAUAAUUGAAGCUAAUGGGAGUACAACUGACGGAACAGAAGAUGAACCUGCAACCGGUGGCAGAAAUAGCCCACAAGAGUUAAUAGCAGAGGAUGCUCAUUCACAAUCUUCCCACGCGGAUGAUAUUGAAGCUCCUCGACAGAGUGAUGAGGUUCCAUCUGUAGAAGCGAUUUUAGAAAGCCUCGCCAUAGCCUUUACUUCGGAUGAUGCAAAGAAGAAUGUUGCAGAAAGUAAUUUGCAAUACAACAGCAAAGUGGAAGGUGGCGCAAUCACUUUUGUCUUUGACUCUUCUGAUCCUUCACUUGCUAGCAACGAGGCUGAGAGUACUGAAAACAGUCAAGAAGAGUCUCCCAAGGAUAAUGGAAAGGACAAAGAUGUGGAUGAUGCCUCAGCUACUAUUGUACCUCCUCAUGAAAGCAAUGCAGAGAAGAAGAACGAAAAUGUUGAGGAACCAAAGGCCAUGUUACAGAAUGCAGAUGAUGAUCCCAUUCGACUCCACCGCGGAGGUGGAGAAACGAGCUUCUCUUCAACCGGACCCGUCUCAGGUUUAAUUACUUACUCAGGGCCCAUAGCAUAUUCUGGGAGCAUCUCCCUUCGAUCAGACAGCAGCACAACCAGCACACGUUCUUUCGCUUUCCCAGUGUUACAGUCAGAAUGGAAUAGCAGCCCGGUGCGAAUGGUAAAGGCCCGGAAACACAAAGGUUGGAGGCAAGGCCUUCUCUGCUGUAGAUUCUAAAAUUUCUUUAUGAUCCACAUACUAGUUCUUAGCUUAGAACUUUAGAUAUAUACGGUCCCAACUCCCAACAUCCCCCGAGUUAUAUGAUGGUCCCUAAGUAAUAUUAUGUAUACUUGUCAAUAUCGGUAUAGGUUUGGUAAUGCCUUUUACAGUAGCUUAGAAAACUUUGGUUUUUGAGUUGAAACUCAGCUGAGCAAAUUUGAACCCUAUUCGAUGUUUUACAUUUUUGCUCUCAAAACGUUUUAUUCAUUUAUUGGAUCAGAUUCUUACAUAUUCUCAUUGUUUUUUUUUUCCUGCGCAUUUUGUUAAGUUGACUCCAAACAAUGAGAAAUAACAUUA